Molecule: messenger RNA, 3479 nt
Organism: Musa acuminata AAA Group (dessert banana)
Lineage: Eukaryota; Viridiplantae; Streptophyta; Magnoliopsida; Zingiberales; Musaceae
Product: pentatricopeptide repeat-containing protein At2g41720-like
Exons: 13
Coding region: 219-2732 (837 amino acids)
Molecular function (GO): protein binding
Source: RefSeq, a predicted model, not a curated record
CUCAUCCUCUCCUCUGGUCGUGGUCUUAUGCCAGAGCUUCUUGUUCUUGAACCUUUUCGGCUUUUCUUGGUUCUUGAGACUUGGUGCGAUCUCGACCGGGCUUUCAGUUUCGUCGGGGAACGGAACCGCUAUAGCCCCCGAGAUCGCGAGCAUAGGUGAAGCUUGGCGAACUGCCAUAUCCUCCAAGAUCUCGUCGAGCUGUGGCCGGCACAACUCCAAUGGAUUGCAGCAGCGCGCUCUCCACCAAACCCGUCCCUCCCGCUCCUCCAAACCCCUUCUCCGCGAACCUCCCGGAAUCCCCGACUCCGCAGCGCAAGAUUUGGAUCAAGCCGACGGCUCCGGCUUCCAAGAAGCAGCAGCAGCAGCGGAGGAAGAAAGGGUCUGGGUGGGACGAGAAGAGGGUGGUGGGUUUCGUGGAUUACGACGAGGGCGAGCGCCGCGUGUCUACCGAGAUCAGCGGGGCCCGCAAGGAUGAGAUCCCUGCGAGGUACCGCCUCCGCGUCGACGGCAGCCGCUGGCAGAAGGACUGGAAGCUCUCCGAGGUCGUCGACCAGGUGAUGAGGCUGCGCCACUGGGAGGACAUCGAUGGCGUCCUCAACCGCUGGGCCGGUCGCUUCGCUCGGAAAAACUUCCCUCUCCUCAUUCGGGAAAUAACAAGUACUGGUUCCCUUGAUCAUGCUGUACAUGUGUUCCGGUGGAUGAAAAAUCAGAGACACUACUCUCCUCGGAGUGACAUCUACAAUAUGCUCAUUAGUCUGCAUGCCAAACAUAAUCAAACUGAUCAAGCACGCGGUUUAUUUUUUGAGAUGCAACAGUGGAGGUGCAAACCUGAUAUUGAAACCUAUAAUUCUCUCAUUAAUGCACAUGGUCGAGUUGGUCAGUGGCGUUGGGCUGUGAAUAUUAUGGAAGAUAUGCUUCAAGCUGCUAUACCUCCUAGCCGAACUACAUACAAUAAUUUGAUUAGUGCUUGUGGAUCUGGUGGCCACUGGAAAGAGGCUCUUGAAAUUUGCAAGAAAAUGACAGAAAAUGGUGUGGGGCCUGAUUUGGUGACUCAUAACAUUAUUUUAUCAGCUUUCAAAAGAGGAGCUCAAUAUUCAAAAGCUCUGGCUUACUUUGAUCUGAUGAAAGAAACAAAUAUUUGCCCUGACACUAUCACUUUUAAUAUAGUUAUACAUUGCCUUGUUAAGCUUGGACAAUUUGGAAAAGCAGUGGAUGUUUUUAACUCAAUGCGAGAGAGAGGUGCAAAGUGUCAGCCUGAUAUAGUUACUUUUACCUGCAUCAUUCAUGCAUAUUCAACUUGUGGACAAAUUGAGAAUUGCAAGGUGGCAUUUGAUAUGAUUCUUGCCGAAGGACUGAAACCUAAUAUUGUUGCUUAUAAUGCACUAAUUGGUGCCUAUGCUUCUAAUGGAAUGCAUACAGAGGCAUUGGCCACUUUUAAUUUACUUAAACAUGCAGGAUUGAGACCUGAUGUUGUAUCAUACACUUCCUUACUUAAUGCUUAUGGACGAUCAGGACAGCCCGAAAAGGCUAAAGGAGUCUUUGACAUGAUUAAACAGAAUUCGUUGAGGCCAAAUAUUGUUAGUUACAACGCAUUAAUUGACGCAUAUGGAUCUUCAGGUUUGUUGGCUGAAGCCAUAGGAGUGUUGCAUGCCAUGGAAGAAGAUGGUGUUCAAGCAGAUAUUGUCUCAAUAAGCACACUUUUGGCAGCUUGUGGCCGAUGUAGUCAAAUUGUAAACAUUGACUCUAUACUAUCAGCGGCUAGAUCACGACGGAUUAAGUUAAACACAGUUGCAUACAACUCGGCAAUUGGGAGCUAUAUGAGUGUGGAGGAAUAUGAUAAAGCUGUAUCUUUAUACAGGUCAAUGAGAGAAGAUAAUAUAAAACCUGAUUCCAUUACUUUCAAUAUACUAAUUAGUGGUUCUUGUAAGGUGAAAAAAUAUGCAGAGUCCUUACAGUUUUUGGAUGAGAUGAUGGACCUAAAUAUUCCAUUUUCCAAGGAGGUUUACUCAUCUCUGAUCCACUCAUACAGCAAACAGGGCCAGCUAACAGAGGCUGAAUCUAUUUUCAAUAUGAUGAAGGGGACUGAUUGCUCACCUGAUGUUAUAACAUACACUUCCAUGAUUCAUGCAUAUUCUAUAGCAGGGAACUGGAUGAAAGCCUGGGAGCUGUUUGAAGACAUGGAAAGAAAUAACAUUCAGCCAGAUCCUGUUCUAUGUUCAUCAUUAAUAGAAGCCCUGAACAUUGGAUGCCAACCUGAGAAGGUUCUUUGGUUGGCAGAAUUGAUGAAAGAGAAGUAUAUCCCAUUAAACUCAAGUGCUUCUUUUGGGGUCAUAUAUGCUUGCAGCAUGGUAAGAGACUGGAGGGCAGCAAGCAAAACAAUUGAAUGUAUGGAGACAUCAUUCUCAUCAAUUUCACUUGGUCUCUUAAAUCAGAUUCUGCAUUUCCUUGGAAAGAGUGGAAAGACUGAGACCAUGAUGAAGGUUUAUUACAAGAUAUUAUCCUCACAUUCAAACGUCAGCUUGGUAACACACACAAUUUUGUUGAAGAAUCUUUUAGCAUCUGGAAGAUGGAGGAUGUGUAUUGAGGUUUUGCAGUGGAUGGAAGAUGCAGGAAUUCAACCAACACUAAACAUGUAUCGCAGUGUUCUUUCAUAUGCUAGGAAGGACAACAGCGUGGAACAUGCUAAUCUCAUCCAAGAAAGAAUAAGUAACUUAAGAGGCAAGAUCGACUAAGGCUUAACUAAGCUGUGAAAAUCGAUGCCCUUUAAUGGAAGGAGCAAGUGGAACCCAGUAGUCAUAAGAAUGCCUACUAAUUUCCAGAAGUCGUACAUUCAUGUGAAAGGAAUGAAUGAUCUAAUGUCGGCACUUUAAUAAUACUCUAGCUGAUCACUCAACUUUGGCUCUGGGAGCCCUAGGGUUUCUUUGUCUGCAGCUGUUCGUCUUGGUAGGAAAAGGAAGAAGAGUAAAAGAGAAGAGGAAGAGGAGAUUAUAUGGGACGAGAUCACCAUCUGUCAUGUUGAUAAUCUUACUUUGGCAUUGUCAAAGUAAACAAAUAUCACCAGGCUCUUGGUGGAAAUAUAUCCAUAAGAUGUUGAUUUCAGCUACCCUGGAACAAGGUAGCUAAUCAUCAAUUUGGUGCAAUCCCCACCAGAUGAACCAGUGAUCAAGUCAUGAAGGAAAUCUUUAUAUAAGUCAGCGGAGUUGCUGAAUACACUGUGGCAAAAGAUGAGAAAUUGGAAAGGUAGCAAUCCUGACACUGUAUAAUGGCAUUUCAAAUAUGAUACCAGACACAAAGAUGAGCAUAAUCAUAAGCUAACUCUUAUAUUGUUUUAUUUUAGCGACAAACAAACAAGCCUUUUUUGCUGUUAUUAUUUCUUUAGAUGCAUAAUGGACAUUUAUGGAGCUGUGAGAGUACAAUUCGUGACAUCUCAACCUGCCCCACAGGCAUGGAAGGUUAGUAAUUUUUAUGAAUAUCCACAA